UGUUUCAUUCAUUUCUUUCAGCAAACAACUAUAGAAAAAGGACGACGAGGGAGAUUGAAAGCGCAAACGAAAAGAAGUUCAACAAAACUGGAGCAGUUCAUAGUUUUGGUUAUUUACAAAUCUUGUUGAUUUGUUGAUUUCGAGAAAAGUUGUAUCAUUAGCAAAUCAGGGCAGGAGCCGAAAAGACGACAACCGCAACGCCAAAGGAAGUAAACAAAUACACAUAAACAGAAAAGCGAAGUCACUAAGAAAUUGGGAAAGGGACGGUAGUGGUGGAAUUAGGAACGAAAAGUUUGCGCAGCAACAAAAGUUGAACAGCAGAAGUUACGAGGAAUAAUGACAUCAAGAAUGGUAGGUUUAGUAGCAGAGGAAAAUUCAAUUGUGUUGUAGUUGGUACUAGCAGCAAAAUCGAAUCAUCAGAGUAAACACUGGGGCCAUAAUAUCAAGACAAGUACGAGGACAAACCCGCCAGCAACAGCAAUAAAAAAGAGGCGCACGCCAGCAUAAUCUUAGUAGAGAAUAAACCAAGAAAACUAACAACAUCAACAUCAAUAUUGUAUAGUAGCCAGACGUAAAAGUGCCGAAAGAUGGACAACGGCAAAGAUCAAAGCAUUAAACAGCUAAAGAAAUUAAAAAGUUGAAGGAUAAGUAAAAGAACACAAAAAGAAGGCAAAGAGUAAUCACAAGAAGUAAGAAGCCAGAAGCAUCGCUCACCAUCCGCGAAAACAUCUGCAACACAGGCCAAGUCAAAAAGACUUGUGCAACACUAGAGCAGCAGCAGCGGCGGUGUCGGCGUUGUUGGCGUUGUCGGCGUUGGCAGCUGUGGCGCCAAUACAGCACAGGAUAAUGUGCGCGCUGACUGUCAAGCCGCAUAAGCAAUGCCACAAAUGGACGGAGGAGCAAUGUGAUGACAGCAGAAACAGCAAUAUCGACAACAACUACAACAAUCUCAAUGCCUGUGACGAGGAAAAUGUUCAACAGCAAAUUCAGGAACCAAACCAACAAUUGCAACAAACACUCGUGCAUGAAUCAAUGUUGGGAAGACAACAUCAACGGAAACAGCGUGACAAAAGGCAAUGGCAGUCAACGUGCAGUACGCGCCGUCGAGCAGGAAUCAAGUGGAAAAUUAUAAUAUCAACAAUAAUUUUGCUAUUAUGCCGCAUAAGUCACGUGCUCGCCAUUCGAAAGGGUCGUCUCAUGUCCCCAAGCUCAUUCACUGCCUUAAGCGGAGAUCUUCAUGUGCAGAUACAAUUCAGCGGUGAAGAUGUGGCGGCUGCCGUUGCACUCGGUAAUGGUGCUGUGGGCGUGAUAGGAGAUGGGACUGAUGGCGGCCAUGAAGUGCCGGCUGAUGGAGCAAACGUGGAAAGCACGUCACAGGAACAACAACGGGCCGAACGACAACGACUACAGCACGCACGCUGAAUCCAUUAGAUGGGAUGAGUUUUCGUCAAGUGGGUGGUGCAUUGGUGGAUUGGGUGCUGUGGAGAAUACCAUUACAAGCACUUUGGUAAUUAGUAAAAUCAUUGAUGAUUUUGCGGAUACUAUGGAGACGACGACCAGGAAUGAUACAGCCGCAUAUGCGUCAUCCAUGGAGAGUGCACAGUUCAAUGGCAGCUUAACGAGCAUAUCGAGUGCGGAAGUAACAACGCCAUCACCGUCUAAUUACACCCACAAUCAGCUUGACGCAACGAGAGUGUUGCACCGCAAGCGCAAAGAAAUUGUUCAGAAUAUUCCUGUCUUCCCCGAUCCGCGAAACAACGUCACACAAAUAUCCGUGCCCUGUCAGACAUUCACACGCGGUGGUCUCUACGAAAUGCAGGUUGUCACCAACUUAAAAUCAACCGCGACCGUGUCUAACGUCAAUAGCAGUGCUCAUGAACCGCUACCCACGAUGACCACGACUACGUUGAUGCCCGUCGUCGAUGAGCGCUUGCGUCAAACACUCGACGUCCGAUGGCCCAGCGCUGACAUGCAAGUGGAGCCGACACGCUUGCGCACCUACCCCGAGCAGCCGGUUGUGGUGACGUUGCGCUUUCCGGAGGUGAAUUGUGCGCGCAUGCAUGAGAGCAACUCACUAGAUUUGCCGCAAUUUUGGCUGGAGCUUAUCUACUGCGGCAAGCAGCGUAACUGCAAUGAAGUGUUGCCACAAAACAUCAGCAAAUCGAGUAUCUUGUAUAUGGAACAAGUGCGUGGCUAUCCCAAGCAUAAAGCCGUGCAUCUGGGCUGCGAACUUUUUGGUUUGGCCGGUAAUUACGCAGUGCAGUUGCGACCGAUGGUGCCGGCGCCGAAUGUGCCCAUUACGCGUCGCUUUCUCAGCGUUGACUGGAGUGAUAAGUUUGUUUUUAAUGUUUACGCGCGUAGCAUUUUUCCCUGCGACCCACAUACGGGUAUUGGUGUGCUAUAUGAAUAUCCGUCUUGCAUACUCGAGCAAGGCGAUCGGGUGCGAGUUUUUGCAAAAUUGCGCGCGGAUGUGGCGUCACUUAAGCCGCCUACAACAUUGCACUAUGUGGCUGAACAACGCGUGGUGAAGAGUCAUCAUUCGCUCUACUUUAGCUGUGAGCUGUUCACUGAGAAAUUUGUGGAGUACUGCUUCGUCUAUGUAAGCCAGGCUAUUUCCGGGGCAGUAGCUGAUGUACGGAUGGACUGCGUGCCGACAUUGCCAGUUAGCGACUCCGACACUGGCGGCUGGGGACCGUGGAGCGAAUGGACACCAUGCUCGACGAAUUGUCUAGGUGGCACGCGUAAUCGCUAUCGGUUUUGUGACUCACCGCCACCGCGAUAUGGCGCAAAGUUCUGUGAAGGUCCCUCGGUGGAGACCGAGAAAUGCGGCAAAGCCAUCGCCGAUACUUGGGAUUGCAUUUACGAAAGCAGUGGAGCAACUUUUAGCGCCAAUCGUACAGAGGUCAGCCAAGAGAUCGGACCCGGCUGUCGUUGCGGCUGCAUUGUACACUUGGGCUCGUCGAAAUCAAAACGCAUUUUGGCCGGUGCCACACAAAGCUGUCCAGGUCGCUCAUUUUGGCUUAUACAGGUAAGUGCUGAGAAGAAUAUUUGUGGGGAAAUCAGCUCUUGA
Molecule: messenger RNA, 3070 nt
Organism: Rhagoletis zephyria (snowberry fruit fly)
Lineage: Eukaryota; Metazoa; Arthropoda; Insecta; Diptera; Tephritidae
Cellular component (GO): cell periphery
Source: RefSeq, a predicted model, not a curated record